Molecule: messenger RNA, 777 nt
Organism: Penicillium arizonense
Lineage: Eukaryota; Fungi; Ascomycota; Eurotiomycetes; Eurotiales; Aspergillaceae
Exons: 3
Coding region: 1-777 (258 amino acids)
Biological process (GO): ubiquitin-dependent protein catabolic process
Cellular component (GO): COP9 signalosome
Source: RefSeq, a predicted model, not a curated record
AUGGCUCUCAAGGAUUGGCGCAAGGCACUUCACUUCCUUGGCGUUGUCGUCUCUACACCUGUUGCUAGCUCUGUGAGCUUGGUCAUGGUGGAUGCAUACAAAAAAUGGGUUCUAGUAGGUCUACUUGAACAUGGCAGGUUGUACCCACCUCCAACUAUCACCACCCCUCAUGUGAUGAAGAUAUAUCAGUCACUGGCGAGGCCCUAUGUUAUACUUGCACACGCCUUCGAGCGAGGUGACAUCCGAAGAUUGAAAUCUGAGGUUGAUUCGGCAGAAGAUAUCUGGCAGAAUGACAAUAACAUGGGCCUGGUCUCCCAGGUCGUGAACAUCUUUUUCGGCCAGGCUAUCACCAAGCUUGGAAAGACGUUCGCAGCUUUAACAGUCGCCGACCUUGCAAAACAAGUGUUCCCUUUGCCCGUGCGUGGAGAAGUUGCCGAGUCUGUGAUUGUGUCUCUCGUGUUGUCUGGUGCUUUAGACGCUACGUUACUACAGACUCAAGAUCAUGCGGUGUCGUCAAUGCUGCGAUUUUCGGCUACUUCUUCGUCCACUCGACUGUCGCAUGAAUUGAACAUACAAUCCCAAUUCCAGAGGGAGCGAAGUUUAAUGGAGGCCUUGGUGGGCAAUCUAAGCGAGAGCAAUCAGAACCUAGGCCUGAGUGAUGAAUGUGUUGACAGUGUUCAUAAAGGACAGGCUUGGUCGGGUUCUGAAGUGAAUCCAGUUCUAGGGGAGGAAGUUGGCUUGGAGAUGGAUGAGGAUCUAAUGGGUGAUAUUCCUUAG